UGGCAUACCAUCGCCACGCUGCCACAACGGGAACUGCUCCUUGUGAAUCGCAUGGCCUCCUUUGCUCUCUUUUUUCUCUCAUCUCUAGCCUCGUGUCAUUUCAUUGUUGUGCUUACUGAUUCCCUCUCUCUUUAUUUAUUUAUUUAUUUAUUUAUUUUUUGGCCUGCUUGCUGGAGUGUGGAGUGUUACUUCGGAGAUUGAAGUUUCUGGGUGAUGGUGAGGAGGAUGGGGCUGAAGCGGUGAACGCAGUCGGUGGUGCGGCGAUGGUGGGAGCGUUGGGGAGGGGAUCGUGUAGCUGGAUCGGCGUUAGGGUUUGAAAUGGGGUGUGAAUGGAGGUGGUAAAGCAGUGGAUGAUGCUGAAGAGGUUGAGGAAGUGGGGGAGGUGUUGUUGUUGUAGUAAUGCGAAAUUGCAGGAGAGGCUGACGGUGAUGAUGUGUUGGUGAUUCGAAUUGUGGGUUUUGGUUUUGGAGAGUGGAGUAGGAGGUGAUUGAGUGUUGAAGGGUUUGGUGGUGGUUGUGUGGAUUGAUCGAGUUUUGGUUUUAGUGGGGGAGAUCUUGUGCUGGAGGAAGGGCUUUGAGAAGAUUUGGGUUGAAGAGAGACAUGGAGGUGCAGGAGCAGGCUGGAGGGUGGAACCCAAUAGUCGUCCUGGCACUCCAUUGUCACAAUGUGCAGAAGUUGGUAAAUGUAUUGCAAAUGCCAAAGCCUCAAUCGCUGCCUACCGUAGCGUCGAUUUCGUCGAGUUUGGGGCAUGAGCAGCCUCUCAAUUCCUUCGUUUCGGCGCUCGUUUCAGUAAAGAAGGGGACGCCGCCAGCUGUUUCGUCACUCCUUCGGCAAGGUAUUUGCAACGACGAUGAUAAAAGUCACUGUUCUUGCAGCUGUAGCAAUUUAGUGGAGCCAUUGGGGAAGCAAUCUAAUCCUACGAAAGCAUUUUUUGGCCUUUCGUUGCCGAAUUCUGGUUUUUUUGGGGGUUUAGAUCGUAAUGAAAGGGCGCAAAUUUCGACCUGUAGUUCUUGUCAUGUUCGUCAAGAUUCCUGGGACUCGGAAAGCAAGUCCGCGGUGCCACUCUCUCUGGGAUUUAGUUUGCAGGGUUUCUCAAUCACAGGUGUCAACAGCAGCAGAGGCAAGAGGGAUGCCACUUCCCGUUGCUGUUGCGUCAAAGAGAAGCUGGACAACAGAAUAGACAGUAAAGACUCGGGGCUCGAAGGAAUCAUCAAUGUCUCCUUGAUGGUAAUGUCUAUGAUGCUUGGGUGCGAUUCCAAACAGGGGGAGAAGCGGAAACACGCCGCCAAUGUGCAUCCCAGCAACGUGUCGAAGUUGACAGGCUGUAAUGUGUCUAAACAGGUCGCGGCGUGUUCAGCGAACGACCAACCACACCAUCCUUUGAUGCAAGUCCCUAUUUUAGGGUUUGUAUUUCAAUACUCAAACGAUAGGCCUGUUUCACAACACUCCGGACCAAAGUGCCUUCGUAAAAGGAACCCUUUAUUCAUGUGUACCUGCGGUCAUCGUGUAGAAGGCCAUGAUUUAUCUUCUAGGAAAACAGCCGAAAGACCUUUUUUAGGGUUCUCGUUAGCAAAUUUUAUGCAAUUUAGGAAGAAGGCAGUUGAAAGUUUAGUUGAUAUUGGGGCUGGAAGGUCGAGGCCUUCGAGAGUAGCGACGUUAGGGUUCGCCAGGCUGCAAGGGGAACCUGGCGGGGACUCAGCUGGUGCUGUUGUUGUGACCGCUGAAGGAAGCGACGAUGUAGUUGAGACGGAGAAUUCGAUUGAGAAAGUGAAAAGUCCAGUAGUCCAAAGUGACAAAGGGAAUAAUUCAGGCUUACAUCCAAUUCAAGUAAAGCUUCCCAACAUGGACGGAUUACGGUCGUCCUUGGCUACCCUCGGCGUGAAGGAGGGAGUGCAGGAACUUGUGGAUCGAGUGUCCAGCAUGACAAGAAGCUCAACAGAUUACCCGGACAAGAAGAAGUUGACAUCAGUGCAGGACUUUUUUAGAUACACGGAAGCCGAAGGCAGAAGGUUAUUCGAUGAGUUAGAUCGCGACAGUGACGGGCAGGUGACUCUUGAAGACCUUGAAGUAGCUAUGAAGAAGCGAAGAUUGCCUCUGCGUUAUGCUAAGGAGUUCCUUCGGCGGACUCGCAAGCACUGGUUCGCAAAGUCAAUCGGUUGGAGCGAAUUUCAUAUGUUGAUGGAGCAAAAGGAGCCACAGAUGCUGCGCGCUUUCACGACACUAAGUUUGAGCAAGUCGGGCACUCUGCAGAAGAAUCAGGUGCUGGUUUCCUUGAGGAAUGCAGGGCUACCUGCAACAGAUGGUAAUGCAGCAGCUAUGAUGAAGUUCUUGAAUGUUGACACAGAGGGCUCGAUUGCUUAUGGUCAAUUUCGGAACUUUAUGCUUUUGCUUCCACCAGAGCGUCUUGGAGAUGAUCCACGGAUGGUGUGGUUCGAAGCAGCGACUGUAGUACCUAUGGCUCCUCCUGUUGACAUUCCAGCUGGUUCAGUUCUGAAGUCUGCUUUAGCUGGAGGAAUGGCAAGUGCUCUCUCUACUUCGAUGCUACACCCGCUUGAUACUGUAAAGACAAGGGUUCAAGCAUCGACCUUGUCAUUUCCAGAGGUGAUUGCGAAGCUACCUCAGAUCGGUGUACGGGGCAUGUAUCGUGGAUCUAUUCCAGCAAUACUAGGUCAAUUUACCAGCCAUGGAAUUCGGACAGGUGUGUUGGAAGCUAGCAAGCUUCUCUUAAAAAACGUUGGACCAGAUCUUUCUGAUCUUCAGGUGCAGUCCUUGUCUUCAUUCACCAGCACCGUGAUUGGGACAGCUGUCCGAAUUCCAUGCGAGGUGUUGAAACAGCGACUGCAAGCUGGUCUGUACAAUAGUGUGGGGGAAGCUAUUGUAGGAACAUAUCAACGAGAUGGCUUGCAAGGCUUCUUCAGAGGAACAGGAGUGACCUUGUGUAGAGAAGUUCCUUUUUACGUUGCUGGCAUGAGUAUCUACGAGGAAGCUAAGAAGGCAGGUUGUCCGAAAGGUUCUGCACAGGGAGCUGCAACCAUGGGAGACAAUUGCCAUAGGUGGUCUCUCUGGAGGCCUUGCAGCUAUCGCAACCACACCCUUUGAUGUAAUGAAGACAAGAACUAUGACUGCAGGUCCAGGCAUGCCAUCCACCAUGGGUGCUAUUAUGGUUGCCAUUGUGAAGGAUGAAGGUCUUUUAGCUCUUUUCAAAGGAGCAAUUCCUCGCUUCUUUUGGAUUGCACCCCUUGGGGCAAUGAAUUUUGCGGGUUAUGAGCUAGCUAAGCGAGCCAUGGAAAACAAGGAUAAAGAAGUGCAAGCUGUUGGAGAACAGGAUAAGUCUAGAUGAGAAUUCCAGAGUGCCUGUGCCCUUUUCUAUGGGAACUUGUAGCGCUCAACAGUUUCAUUUCACAGCAAAUGAUAGAUGAAAUGCUGUACAUAUGUUUGAAAAAUUCACUGGAGUGACGAUCAAAAAGCAAAGAGGACAAUGGGAUGGAAUUCCCAGUUUUACCUUGCAGAUUGCCGAUGGAUGUGGCUUUAGAUUCAAUUCCACUAGAGCAUAUCAAGGCUAUCAAGAUCACGCAGGGAGCCAGUGUCUUAAACCUGAGAACGACAAUUCUUGACUGCAUCCCAUAAUAUUGUCGUUGUCGAGGAGAAAAGUACUUUUGGGUCUGAUUUUGACAAGCAAGAUCCUCAAUUCUGGUGCUGCAUUUCUUGUUUCGGUUCAUAUUUGUGAAGCAAUGUGGCAUCUGGGUCUGUGCGUCUGUCCCUUAAUGAACCCCAGGAUUCAAUUUUCUGAUACUUGUCGACAAUUUGAUGCUUUGCGGUUCUUUUUUAGCAAGUUAUUGUAUCUUCAAACACCUGAGGAUGCAGACGCUACUGAUGGUGAGGAGUGCUCAUGUGGAAUUGUGUGCUCAAGCGAGGCAAACUGGCGAUGUAAGCUCGGUUCAAGGAAUAGUGGCGACGGAUAACUUUCUGACGUUCGCUUUUAAACCUUUCAAUUUUUUUUAUUUUUAUUUUUAUUUUUUUUGUAGGAGUUAGUAUCCAUUUUACAUUACAUUUAUGUGUAGAGUUUUUGCAUAGUAACCUUACUAGCUUAUCAACGUUUUACUACUGCUAAGACGUUUUGCCGAUGUCAAAUGUUACCGAGGGAUCAGGACCUUCCAGCUAGAUUUAGUGUGAAAAUAAGUGGUACUUCUGUUCAGAAUCUCCAUUGAAGAAUGUGGGGUCUAUUUUACCCCUUAAUUGGGAUGUUAUGUAGACGUCUUUGCGAUAAGUAUCAAUCUGAACAUCUCGUAGAUGCUUCCCAGUCACUUGGGUUUUGAUUCU
Messenger RNA from Physcomitrium patens, 4320 nucleotides. RefSeq lists its product as uncharacterized. The record is from RefSeq and is a predicted model, not a curated record. NCBI's taxonomy places the organism in Eukaryota, Viridiplantae, Streptophyta, Bryopsida, Funariales, Funariaceae. Gene Ontology annotation, molecular function: calcium ion binding.